GGCUGACGUUGAUGACCAGCAAGGCCUCGGCCUCAUCCUCGGCCUCUCCCAGACCCCGCCUCCGGAGGCGGAACAGCACCUCCCGGCCCGGGAUGCGGGUGAAGUUGAACCGCUGCGGGUCGAAGGGCUGCCGGAGGCUGAGGAUCUCCUGCGGCGGCCGCCGCUCGCGGGCCCGCUCGGGGUUCAACUGCACCACCAGGCCCCGGGGCCCCGGCAGGACGCGGCUCGGGAGGCCCCGGCGCGGCAGGCGGUAACGGAAGCAGCCGGCGGCCAGCCGCUCCUCCCAGGCCGAGAGCAGAGCCGCGUCGAAGCGGGAGCCCGAGCCGCCCCAGCGGACCCCGGCCCGGAUCAGAUCUUCCUCCGAGUAAACAAAGGCCGGGGCCUGCUCCCAGGCCGAGGCCGGGCCCGGGCCUCCACCCGGCUCCGUGGGCGCGGCCAUCUUGCUCUGACGUCAUGGACACUGUCCGUUACCAUGGUUUCUCGAGGCUGUUCACCGUCAAAAAUUAAUCGGAGAGAGAAUGAAAACUGAAACUCUGAAAAUCACAGGUGAUAGAAAUCCGAAAUAAAAUUGGAAUUUAAGAAAAACUAUUGACGACGAGGAUCUCCAGGAGGAACCAAUCAGAAAUAAAGAUUAUCGCAACCAAUUGAAUCGCGUGGUCACCACCCAAUCAGAGCACCUGGGCUCUACUCCGAACCAAUAGGAGGGGCCGACGGUUAACAGCCAAUAAUAGGCGAACUGGUGUCGCUAGGCGACCAAUCGGUAUUGCGGAGGCUCGCUGGCCAAUAGCAAGGCGUAUUCCCUGAACCAAUCGGAGGUGGCGUCUAGUUGCCAGGGCGACGAUGGGGCCAGAGGCGAGUGCGCGGCCUGGACUGGCAGGGGAGCGCCAGUUAUUCUGGCUGCGGCAGAAACAUCACACCACUAAAAGAAGACACUGCAGGUCUGAGAGAAAAUGCCCCAAAUCCCUGUCACGGAUCAGAAAAGGGAAAAGACAAAUUAAAAUUUCAGGAGUAAGGAGAAAGACCCUUCGCCAGAAGUGCAAAAGAAUGAAUGCUUCUGGGGGUGAGAGUGAUUUUGAGGAGGAGUCAGCUGAUGAGGAAGCAGAGAAUGAGGACGAGAGUAUGGCUGAGGACUCAGAAGAUGAAAUUGAGCCAGUUCAGAAACAACCUAAUGUGCUGAAAAGGAAUGUAGCAGGCAGAGAUUUGGGAUUACACAUGAAACAGAGUAAACAGCUGAGAGACCGUGAGGGACUUCACAAGCAAGAACAGAUAACAAUCAAUCAGAAAACCGAGGGAAAUAACAAAGCUAUUAAAGAUGAAAUGCUCAAGAAAAAAAAGAAAAAAAAAAGGAGGUGUAUUGGAAUAAAUCUGCUUAACUGCAAGUAUGAAAGUGUUCGUCGUGCAGCUCGGCGAUAUGGCCUAAAGGAAGUUGGAGAUGAUGAAGAGUGCAUCUUGUUCUGGACUGACUCCUCUGUUUCUCAUGACAAAGUCAUGGAGAUUAAAAAUUUUCAGAAGAUCAAUCACUUUCCCGGAAUGAGCGAGAUUUGCAGGAAAGAUCUACUGGCACGAAAUUUGAAUAGGAUGCUGAAACUCUUCCCAAAGGAGUAUAACAUCUUCCCACGAACGUGGUGUUUACCUGCCGAUUUUGGGGAUUUUCAGGCCUACUGCAGAAUGAAGAAGACCAAGACGUAUAUCUGUAAACCAGACUGUGGGUGCCAGGGCCGGGGGAUUUUCAUUACUAGAAACUUAAAGGACAUUAAACAAGGAGACCGCCUGAUCUGCCAGCAGUAUAUUUCCAAGCCUUUCCUCAUAGAUGGCUUCAAAUUUGACCUCCGUAUCUACGUCUUGGUUACAUCCUGUGAUCCCUUUCGAAUCUAUAUUUACAAAGAGGGACUGGCAAGGUUUGCAACCAGCAAGUACAAUGAACCUUCAAACAAUAACUUGGAUGACAUCUGCAUGCACUUGACAAACUAUGCCAUCAACAAGCACAGCAAGAACUUUGUCAGAGAUGGGGACGGGAGCAGCAAAAGAAAACUGUCCUCAUUCAACAAAUGGUUGGAGCAGCGUGGACAUGACAUAACAAAGGUUUGGGCAGACAUUGAAGAUGUCAUCAUUAAGACUCUAGUUUCAGCCUAUCCAAUCCUAAAGCAUAACUAUCGGACUUGUUUCUCCAGUCGCCUCUUUGGAAGUGCUUGCUUUGAGAUAUUAGGAUUUGAUAUCCUAAUGGAUCGCAAUUUGAAGCCGUGGCUCUUGGAGGUGAACCAUUCCCCCAGUUUCACUACAGAUUCCAAGCUAGACCGAGAGGUGAAAGACAACUUGCUGUAUGAUACUAUUUGUCUGAUAAAUCUUGGAGCAAGUGACAAGCAAAAGGCAGCAGAAGAGGAGAGACGCAGAGUGCAGGAGCGCUUGUGGAACCGCCAGACAACUCGCGAAUUAAGACGGGAGCAAUAUGAAAACCACCAGUUAGCCUGGCUUCAGCAGGCAGAAAAAUAUGAAAAGGAACAUCUGGGAGGAUUCCAGCGGAUUUACCCAAAAUCCAACUCUGAAAAAUACGACAAUUUCUUUAAACAAAGUGGAUCACUCUUUCAAGAAACAAUCGCUUCCAGAGCAAGGGAAGAAUGUGCCAGGCAGCAAUUGGAGGAGAUCCGGCUGAAAAAUGAACCAAAGGAACAAUUGGCAAAGGGGAAGAAGAAAGAAGGAAAGGACACCAGCCUGCAAGGAGAGUCAGGAGGCGAGCCGCAAAUGCUUGAUGUACUCUCCAGGAAGAUCCGUGGGGACUCAACCUACAGGAAAUUAAAGAAAGAGGUAAUAAGGAUUGAUGGUAAUGUCAUACAGAAAGCCAACACAAAGGGCACCUGGGAACAAAAGAAAGACCCAACACUGUGGGUCUCACUUGAGCUGAACAGUGGGUCUGAUCAAAAUACAAGAACAUCAGGGAAGACAGCAGUGAUUGCCUAUCUCAGCAAAAUAUCUACAAAUUACUUGUGUCCCUUCAUUCAUCUCAUCAAAAUCUUCCCAGCAUUGGAACUUGCAAAAUGUUCCUUGGAGGAGCAAGUUUGAUACUGGAUGCAGCGUCCCAGGUUCCAUUGCUCCCAGGCACCAACUCAGACAUUAGUACUCUGCAUUGAGUUAGAGAGUCAACCAAAAGGGUCUGCUUCUGGUGAAAGAUCUGGCUAAAGUGAGCAUCAGCAACAGAUACUGGUGGCACAGCAGCAGAGAACCAAUUCAGCUCACUGGAGGUGAUGUCCAUGCCCAGCACUACUGAGUAUGACAGACUGUCAAGGAUCCAGACAAGAAAAUAACCCUGUAUCCCUGACAUACCUGACAUAGGCAGUUAUAGCAGGUAUUGGCAGGUCUGCUAAAGUUGCUUCAGCACAAUCACUGAGUUAUAGAGAAGUCUGCUUCCUGUCUGUCAUUUCACAUGGCAUCACCACCAUCAGUUCUCACUGGCUACCUCAGGGACAUACAACUAGGCCUUCACAAGAGAGUGAGCAUCGCCACGCUCUGGAGCUAAGGUGGGAUCUGGAGAGACAGCUGGUGGAAUUUAAAUUUGAUUAGUAAUUCUGGAAUUAACAACUACUGUCUGUUUCAUGGUUAACAAUGUCUGGUUCACCAAUAUCCUUUAGGGAAGGAAAUAUGUUGUUCUUACUCAGUCUGGCUUACAUGUGACUCCAGACCCACAACAGUUGAUUCUUAACUGCCCUUUACAGUCACUUAGCAAACCACUCAGUUAAAGGCAAUUAGGGGUGGACAACCAGUGCUGACAUUGCUGAUAACGCCCAUCCUAUAAAAGAAUGCAUUAUAAAUAGAAGCUGUUAUGCAGUCAUUAGGCUCCAUCUCUGAGAAAGAGAGACAGAUAUUUGCCUGGAAGGGUUGGUGGGUCAAAUGGGCAGCAACUUUAAAGGAGUCACUGACCGCCUGCAUUCUGCUCCCCUGCAGAUCAGUGAGACUGAUGAAUGCAUUGCCAAUGCCCACCCCAGGUACAGUUUAGCACAUUGGAUGCAGUAUGUGUUGCUUUCUCUCAGGAUGCCAGCACACAGGCUCCUUUGCUAUGCUGUCAACCUUUCAUGAUUACAGAGCAUUCAAUGCGACAGACUGCCCAGGCCACCACAUGGUGCAGCAGUCUCACCUGGGACAUCAUGGGCUGAACUACCCAGAGGUCACCAGGCUUAAAAAUGCGUUGCUAAGCAGUCCUCACUUUCUCCUAGAAGUCACCAGGCACCAGCAUCUCAAGGGGCUACCUGCAUGAACAAGAGGAACCUACAGCCUUCCAACUGCAACAUUCAUUUCAUUCAGAGUUGCACAGUUAGGAAGCAUCCUAAUAAAGAAGAUACAUUGGUUGACAAUUAAUGAUGAAUGACCGGAAGGCAGUUAUGGUCUCUGGAAUUAAAUUCUGUGCAUUUCAUAGUUUCUGGGUCUGUAUGUCAUUGAGUCAACCUGUAAGGGAAUGUCAUUUCAUAAAAUUAUUAAAUGACUGCUGAAAGAAGUAACAAAGACAGUUAAUGCUGAGAGUAAUCUUGAUUAACUGUUCAGAGGAAGGGGUGAGCAUGUUAUUGGAAGUGCCAACCCAUGCAUUUCUGGCUGAGAUGUUGUGUUGGACUCCCUUUGCUUUCACCACACACACCCCAGUCAAGCCAUGCACUAUUGCUGUGGCUGAGUGGGUAGCACUUUUGCCUCUGAGUCAGAAAAUUGUGGGUUCAGGUCCUCAAGACAGAGACUUCACCACAAAUGCAGGUUGACUUUCCAGUGCAGGAGUAUCCAGUGUCGGCAGUGUUAUCCUUCAGGUGAGAUACUCGACAGGCCCCAACUACUCCAGCUGAACACAGUUAAUCCCUGGCUGUGUUUUGAAGAAGAGCAGGAGAGCUAUUCUUAGUCCUUGACUAAAAAACAAUCUAAUGGGUUUUAUUAAAUUGCUGUUUGUGGAAGUUUACUGUGCACACAUUGGCUGCUACAUUUCCUACACUAUAACCAUGACAAUACUCCAAAAGUGUAUGAUUGCCUAUAAAGUGCUUCGGAAGUUCUGGGCCAGUUGAAAGGUGCUACAUAAAUGCAAGUUUGUCUUCCUACUAUUGCUUUACCUCCUCUGACAGCUAUAUUUCUGACUGUACAGCCCUAGGACAUGCUGCUGGUCUCAUGCAUUUGAUUGCAUUGUUGAUAUUUGGUUGUUGUGGGUAUCAUUAAAAGUGAGGGUUGAUGAGGGAGUGUUGUUAACUUGCUCCCACCGGCAAUCUUGUCACAUUUUUGCAGUGGCUGUAUAAUGGGGAGAUGUUUACUUGUUGCACGAAAAUUACCCCUAUUCAUGUUCCAGCACCUCACACUAGUUACCGAUAAGGAGUGGGAACCCUAGCUAUCUUUUAAAAAUUCUUCCCUGUGGUGCUUGUGUCAAUUGUAAUUGUUCAAUCACAGCUGUAACUGAAAGCAGCUAAUCCGACAGAGACUUGAGGUUGGAUGGCUAGGUGUACACUUGUAUGUAUUCUUAGACAAAACAUGGAUCAUCCUCCACUGUAUGUACCUCCUAUUUGCACACAGUGGAGACUCAAACUCCCCAGACAAAGCUUCCAUUCAUGUUCUCACUCAUGUGCAUGUAUCUCCGGUUGAUGGUGCCAUUGUCUCCUGUUGCUGUAUUCUGGAAAUUAUCCACUGCCAAAGUGACUCCUAAAGGUGUCCAAAAGAUUCAAACAGAACAAAUCAGAGUUUGUGGGCGGCACAGUGGUUAGCACUGCUGCCUCACAGCGCCUGAGACCCGGGUUCAAUUCCCGCCUCAGGCGACUGACUGACUGUGUGGAGUUUGCACAUUCUCCCCGUGUCUGUGUGGGUUUCCUCCGGGUGCUCCGGUUUCCCCCCACAGUCCAAAGAUGUGCGGGUCAGGUGAAUUGGCUAUGCUAAAUUGCCCGUAGUGUUAGGUAAGGGGUAAAUGUAGGGUUAUGGGUGGGUUGUGCUUC
Molecule: messenger RNA, 5939 nt
Organism: Hemiscyllium ocellatum (epaulette shark)
Lineage: Eukaryota; Metazoa; Chordata; Chondrichthyes; Orectolobiformes; Hemiscylliidae
Gene: ttll6
Product: tubulin tyrosine ligase-like family, member 6
Exons: 16
Coding region: 841-3057 (738 amino acids)
Biological process (GO): protein polyglutamylation; microtubule cytoskeleton organization
Cellular component (GO): cilium
Molecular function (GO): tubulin-glutamic acid ligase activity; tubulin binding
Source: RefSeq, a predicted model, not a curated record